UUAAUGUUAUAAUAUACAAAUAAAAAGGCAUAUAAGUAAACAUUUAACGAAUCAAGAAGAAAAUUUCCAUAACUGGCACUUGGCGAAAUUUCGGAUUUGUUUACAUCAGAAGAGAGCGUAUGUGCGUCAGAAUAUGGUAAACCUGACAAGUGUUGCAAACCACACAGAUCUGAAAAUGAUGUCAAAUAUUUCAAUUGAAUUAUCUGAUGGAGAAACUGAAAAAAUGGAUGGUACGAGUCCAGCUGAAGUAUUAAGUUUAACAUUUUUUGUACCAAUUUGUUCCCUUCUUAUCUCAAUUGUUGCUUCAGCAUGCAAUUUUUCUACCAGUGUUACAGGUGCUAUUGAAAUGUUUACUGUUAAUCUUAUAUUACUUCUGGCUCUGACAUGUCUAAGUGAGCAUCUGUGGUUUCUUAUUUCCAUCCUCACACUUCUGCUGCUGAUUGCAGUUUUCAGCUGCAUUGACAGAAAAUUUAGUUUGAAUCAGAUUUUUUUCCUGUGGAGGAACAUAAAUGAAAUUUUACCCGAGAAGGAUUUCAGUCGAAAUUUUGUGGGAGAUUAUCGUGGUCAUCUUCUUCUGGCAACUUCUAUUUGUAUCCUUGCUGUGGAUUUCACAUUCUUUCCAGGUCGAUUUGCCAAAACUGAAACUUACGGUUGGUCAAUUAUGGAUGCUGGAGUAGGAUCAUUUGUUCUUGUUCAUGGUCUUUGUUCACCUCAUGCUUGGGAAAGGCCAUCUAAACUAAAAAAUUUUAAAAAGAAUUUAAUCACUUCAUUUCCUUUACUAUUAUUGGGAAUUGCCAGACUAGUUUUAACUACAGCUGUAAACUACCAUAAAGCAGCAUCUGAAUACGGAAUACAUUGGAACUUCUUUUUUACUCUGGCUUUCACAAAGAUCAUAUGCUAUAACAUCCUAACUCUCUGUCCUGCUCAUAGUUCUGGAUUCUUAGCAGUUGUGACUAUUGUUCUGCAUCAGUUAUUGCUCUCACAAAUGGAUUUGACAUUGUUUGUACUCUCUGAUGCUCGGGAUACUUUUAUCAGGGCAAAUAAAGAAGGAAUUGUUUCACUUCUUGGCUUUAUAUCUCUCUACUUUUUUGGUGUACAGCUUGGAUCUCUUCUGUGGAGAAGCCGGUACAAAUUAGCUGAUUAUGCAAAGCUUCUUCUUAUGCUUUGUGGUGUAGGUGUAUGUGGAUGGAUAUUUAUGUAUCUGUCUCAUGUUAAAAUACAGGCAAUCUCCCGAAGAAUGGCUAAUCUAACUUACUGUGUGUGGGUGGUUUCUCUUACAAGUUUACAACUGGCUAUUCACUUAGCACAUAGGCUUAUUUUGGUCUUUGUAAGUAAUUUAUUUAAAAAGAGCUGCACUGAUUUUUUAUUAUGGAAAGCUAUCAAUUAUAAUGGCUUGUUUUACUUUUUGCUUGCUAACAUAUUAACAGGACUUGUCAAUCUCGCAAUAUGGACAGAUGACGCUACUGACAAUGAAUCACUAGCAAUUCUAAUAUUGUAUUUGACAAUUUUGUCAGUAACUGUUGUGAUGUUUUACAAGCAUUCCAUUCAAUUAAAAUUUUAGAUUGUGUGGCAAACAUUUUAAAUAAUUAAUUUAUUCAAAAUGUCCAUUUUUAUUUCUUCACUAUAGACCUAUUUCUAAGCUAACUCUAGACUGCUCAAUCUUUAUCAGUUUUAUGAAUCCAUUUGAUGACAUUCCAUUAUUUUAAUCUCUCAGAAAACCAAUACAGCAAUUUAAAAAAAAAUUGAAACAUUAAUAAUAAAUAAAGAAUUCUUAGUAGAGAAUUUCUUUUAACAUACAGGUAUCCUCUGCUUUGUAAACAUUUGCUUUAUUCCACGUCACUUUCAUGAAUGGUCUAAAAUUAGGAUCUUUUCUGUCAGUGAAAAAUGUCUGAAAAGGAUUUUUACUUUUAUUAAGAAAGGAGAAAGCAAAUAUUAUUUAGCAUUUGCUGUAAAAAAGUAUAACUUUAAUUAUGAAACAGUAUGUUGCUCCAGAGCAGUUUAUAAAGAUAUUUUGACAGCCUAAGAAAAAUUGUGCAACAGGGAGGAAAAUAGCCUAAAUUGAGCUCACUUCUUUAUUUCAAGAUUCUCAUGUCAGCCAGAAUACAAAAUUAAAAAUAACUUUUGGCAUUUGGACAAGCAAACAUUCCAACUGAAUGUUAUGGUCUGAUUGAUAUGAGCACAACACCAUCACUGCUACCACCUUUCAGCAUGUUUAUUAUGGAAGGUAAACUGCAAUAAACAUUUCUUUCUAUUUAUAUGAAUAUUUAAUGUAUCCUUAUUUUUUAGUGAUGUUUUAAACAUUUUUAUGCUGAUUGAUAUGAUUUGAUAAGAUUUUUGGAAGCCUCAAAACAAUCAGAAAUUUUUUUACCUUAUAAAUUCAUGACAAUCAUUUCAUUUUAUGCAUUUGGUAUACAGAAGGUUUUUACAGAGGGGGCUUGACACUGCUAUGGAAAACAGGGUUCGUAGCGGUCCUUAUAAGUCCUUAUAUUUGAAAAUAAAAUAUAAAGGCCCUUAUAGGUGCUUACUUUUUUUCUAAAGCCCUUAUUUUUUGCUUUUAGUGCUUUUUUUUUAA
Stegodyphus dumicola is the source of this 2572-nucleotide messenger RNA. Its product is annotated as glucosaminyl-phosphatidylinositol-acyltransferase PIGW-like. Gene Ontology annotation, cellular component: membrane; endoplasmic reticulum. Gene Ontology annotation, molecular function: glucosaminyl-phosphatidylinositol O-acyltransferase activity. Lineage: Eukaryota; Metazoa; Arthropoda; Arachnida; Araneae; Eresidae. The record is from RefSeq and is a predicted model, not a curated record. Gene Ontology annotation, biological process: protein localization to plasma membrane; GPI anchor biosynthetic process.